AUGGCCAUACCGAAGAGUGUGAUGGCCAGUGGCUACAUUAGGAGGAUGUUCAGAGCAGGAACGAAUGAGUCGAGAGAGCUCAUCAAACAAAUUGAAUGGACGAAGUAUCUUUGUGGCGUUAGAGGAGUGAGAUGGCAUCCGAGUGGGUCUUGGAGAGUUCAGUUCAAGAGGCGGUGCUAUGAGCACAACUACUUCGUCAAUUGCAGCUGCUAUUUCAGAGUCGGUCAGUGGGGGUUCGACAGAGCUAAGGAGAUGGCCAUAGGAUACCGUCGGCGACUUGAAUACGAGUGGGCGGAGGUACAGGAGGCAUGGAAGGUGAUCGAUCAUGAGAGGGAAACUGCUCGGUUGAAGAAGCGAGAGGCGCGGCGUGUGGCGGAGUUGGAGGCUCAGGAGCUGAUGGACCACGACGGUGAUGCUGAUGGGCUCCUUAUUGGUGGUGAGGAGUGA
Molecule: messenger RNA, 447 nt
Organism: Perkinsus marinus ATCC 50983
Lineage: Eukaryota; Perkinsozoa; Perkinsida; Perkinsidae
Exons: 4
Coding region: 1-447 (148 amino acids)
Biological process (GO): regulation of DNA-templated transcription
Molecular function (GO): DNA-binding transcription factor activity
Source: RefSeq, a predicted model, not a curated record